This is a messenger RNA of Macrosiphum euphorbiae (potato aphid), 1395 nucleotides long. NCBI's taxonomy places the organism in Eukaryota, Metazoa, Arthropoda, Insecta, Hemiptera, Aphididae. The record is from the annotation of a GenBank genome assembly.
AUGUCGUGUAAUUGUUCGGCUAUCAUGAAACAACUACAAAAAAAAUCUGAUGCAGACUCCAGCCGCUCCAGGUCUCCAAUAAAAAAAAAUCCAAAGGGAAAGCGAGUAGAUUCUGGUAAAAGACUACUAAUAAUUAAUACUUACAAAUCAAAAUUGGCGGCAGAUCCAGAAAAGUCGAUAAGAAUACUCCGGCAAGAGAUAUCUAAAGAAUUAGGCAUUGGAGCAACUACGAUUUCCAAAACAAUCAUGGUAUACAACCGUUCGAAAAUUGUGAUAUCUCCAUGUAGAACACGAGCUAAGAUAUCCGCUCGCAUUAUAUUUGAUGAAUUCCAAAGAAAUGUGGUUCGUAGGCACGUGCACAGUUUUUGGUUUAAACGUGAAAUUCCGACUGUAGACAAAAUAUAUCAAGUGGUUUCUAACGAUGAGUCUUUACCACCGAUCUCACGGACCAGCCUUUUUCGCAUUUUAAAAGAGAUGGGUUUUAAGUACAGUCAACGAAGUGGAAAUGGCGCACUGACGGAAAAAUCUAAAAUUGUUUUGUGGCGUAGACGGUUUCUUGAAGAUUUAAAAAAAUACCGGGAAGAGGGUCGACAUAUUUACUACUUGGAUGAAACCUCUAUAAAUUCUGGAGAAUGCACAAUAAAAUCACCACAGGACGAAUUUUUACAAGAUCAAAAAACCGGAGUUGUAAAUUCGUCGGGAAAAGAUAAACACCUUAUAGUCCUCAAUAUAGGUUCGGAAGACGGCUUUGUUCCGGAAGCAUUAUUAUGUUUUGAGUCGAAAAAAAAUUCUAGGAAUUCUCACGAUGAAAUUAAUGGCGAAACAUUUAACGAAUGGAUUGACAGUGUAUUGCCUCGAUUAAAAAAGAAAUGUGUGAUAAUCAUGGACAAUGCCUCAUACCAUUCAGUAAAGGUUGAUAAAGCACCUACGUCGAAAACCGAGAAGGCUAAUAUUAUUAAGUGGUUGAAAGAUAAGAAUGAAAUUAUAGACAGACCUAUGGUUAUUCCACAACUCCUUGAAAUAGUGAAAAGGGUAAAGCAUGAUAAAUAUGUAGUUGAUGAAUUAGCCAAACAAUAUGAUUCUAUUAUACUUAGACUACCUCCACAUCAUUGCGAACUAAAUCCAAUGGAAUUGGCUUGGUCAGCGGUUAAAAAUUAUGUUAUGACAAACAAUACAACUUAUAAAUUAACCGAUGUCGAAGAAUUAUUAAUUGAGGGCGUCGAACGUGUGAAGCCAAACAUGUGGAAGGAUUUUAUCAGUCAGACGAAGAAAGAAGAAGACAAAUUUUGGAAAAUUGAUUUCAUUGUAGAUGACGUAUUAUCUGCUGAGGUAGAAACUGUAACGAUGACAAUCGGAGAUACAUCAUCAGACGAAUCCAGCAUUACAUCUGACUAA